Molecule: messenger RNA, 2052 nt
Organism: Pteronotus mesoamericanus
Lineage: Eukaryota; Metazoa; Chordata; Mammalia; Chiroptera; Mormoopidae
Gene: PADI6
Product: peptidyl arginine deiminase 6
Exons: 16
Coding region: 19-2052 (677 amino acids)
Cellular component (GO): nucleus; cytoplasm
Molecular function (GO): calcium ion binding; protein-arginine deiminase activity
Source: RefSeq, a predicted model, not a curated record
GGCAUAGAGGGCUGUGCUAUGUCCUUCCAAAGCAUCGUCCACCUGUCCCUGGACAGCCCUGCCCAUGCCAUUUGUGUGCUGGGCGUGGAGAUCUGCUUGGAUCUCAGAGGGUGUGCCCCACCGGAGUGUGAGUCCUUCACUGUCAGCGGCUCUCCGGGGGUUUUGGUGGACAUCCACAACGCGGCCACCACCCAGCUGCCGCUGUCUGACCCCAUGGACGUGCUGGUGAAGAUGACAUCCCCCAGCGUCGCCGUGGACGGGGACAAGGUCGUAGUCUCCUACUAUCAGCCCGAUGAGGAGGUCCCCGUGGCCACAGCUGAGCUCUAUCUCACUGGCAUUGCGGUCUCCCUGGACGUGGAUGUCUACCGCAGUGGGCAAAUUGAGAUGACAAGUGACAAACAGGCUAAGAAAAACUGGGUCUGGGGCCCCAGUGGCUGGGGCGCCAUCCUGCUGGUGAACUGCAGUCCUGCCGACAUGGGCCAGGUCACAGACCAGACCAAGAAGGUGCUCUCUUCAGAGGAAAUAAAGAAUCUGUCCCCGAUGGCCCUGACCGUUGAGGGGCCCAGCCACAUUUUGAGGCGCCACCGGCUGGUUCUCCACACCUCCAAGGGAGACGCGAAGAAGGCAAGAGUCUAUCGGGCCCAAGAAGACAGCUCCAGCACCUUUGAGUUGGUACUGGGGCCAGGCCAGCACACAUACACCUUCUUCCCCCUGGAGAGCCACUUGAAGGAGACCUUCUACGUGGAGGCUACAGAGUUCCCAUCUGCCAGCUUCUCUGGUCUGAUUUCCUACUCUCUCUCCCUGGUAGAGGAGUCUCAAGACCCGUCAAUUCCAGAGAUCCUGGUGCACAAGGACACAGUGGUAUUCCGAGUGGCCCCUUGCAUUUUUACCCCAAGCACCCAGAUGCCUCUAGAGGUCUAUCUGUGCAGAGAGCUGCAGGUCCAGGGCUUUGUGAACAUGGUGAUGGAGCUCAGCGAGAAGAGUAACAGCCAGGUGGCAUCUGUCUACGAGGACCCCAACCGCCUGGGCAGGUGGCUCCAGGAUGAGAUGGCCUUCUGCUACACCCAGGCCCCCCACAAGACUGUUUCCUUUGUCCUCGACACCCCUCGGGUCGUCAAGCUUGAAGAUUUCCCCAUGAAAUACUCACUGAGCCCGGGGGUUGGCUACAUGAUCCAACGCACCAAGGACCACAGGGUGGCCAGCAUGGAUUCUAUUGGGAACCUGAUGGUGUCCCCACCUGUCAAGUUCAAAGGGAAAGAGUAUCCUUUAGGCAGGAUCCUCAUUGGCAGCAGCUUUUAUCCCAGCAAGGAGGGCCGGGACAUGAGUCAGGACCUGCGUGACUUCCUCUACGCCCAGCAAGUGCAGGCUCCGGUGGAACUCUUCUCAGACUGGCUGAUGACCGGCCACGUGGACGAGUUCAUGUGCUUCAUCCCCGCACAUGACAAGAGUGAGGGUGAAAAGGGCUUCUGGCUGCUCUUGGCCAGUCCCAGCUCCUGCUACAGACUCUUCCAGGAGAAGCAGAAGGAGGGCUACGGAGACAUGCCCCUGUUUGAAGAAGUAAGGGAGGACCAGCUCCUUUCCAAUGGGAGAGAGUCCAGCACCAUCAAUCAACUUCUGGCUGAUGAAAACAUGAGAAAGCAGAACGACUAUGUGGAGAAGUGCAUUAACCUGAAUCGGGACAUCCUGAAGCGGGAGCUGGGCCUGCUGGACAGGGACAUCAUUGACAUCCCCCAGCUCUUCUGCUUGGAGCAGCUGACGAACGUCCCCUCCAGCCAGCAGACCGAGAGCCUCUACGCCAGGCCCUACUUCCCCAACCUGCUGCGGGUGAUGGUGAUGGGCAAGAACCUGGGCAUCCCCAAGCCUUUUGGGCCCCAGAUCAAGGGUGCCUGCUGCCUGGAAGAAAAGAUCUGCCAGUUGCUGGAGCCUCUGGGCUUCCAAUGCACUUUCAUUAAUGAUUUUGACUGCUACCUGACUGAGAUCGGAGACUUCUGCGCCUGUGCCAACGUCCGUCGGGUGCCCUUUGCCUUCAAAUGGUGGAGGGUGGUGCCUUAG